Dothidotthia symphoricarpi CBS 119687 is the source of this 1668-nucleotide messenger RNA. RefSeq lists its product as uncharacterized. The record is from RefSeq and is a predicted model, not a curated record. NCBI's taxonomy places the organism in Eukaryota, Fungi, Ascomycota, Dothideomycetes, Pleosporales, Dothidotthiaceae. The transcript has a single exon. Bases 1 to 1668 code for a protein of 555 amino acids.
AUGCCGAUUCUGACGAGACAAACAACCUCUCAACCUCAACCCAUAUUUUUCUCUCUUCCCACUUAUGCCCUCGGCACGUCCUACAACCCCGCUAUGGGCGCAAAGUACUCAACCACGACGGUAGGGCAACAAACGAGCUCCCUAAACACGACCAGUACCCAACUUACGAACAAUCUCGAAAUAGCUGCGCCACUAAAGACACCGCUAGCCCAACACCAAAAGACCAGCUCAGACAUUAAGACACCAGCACCAUUACCGAUACAACACUCAGACACCAAAACACUACUGAUGGCGCUGAAAGCGAAGAGUACUGCACGCGCAGAUCCUCUAUCUAUGACCGCGGAUCAAAGACGAUUUGAGAUACCUUCACGAUCGACCAAGCCAUAUAUUCACCAUCCGAAUCAUGAAAAGCUCCCUCAAACUCCAAAAACGAAGCAUUCCAUAAGAGCGACGACGUCACCCAACUCUGCGGUUCUUCGAAAUUCCAACCGAAGGUUACUGACGCCUCCGCCCACCCCGCAGAAGAAUAGGAAGAUGAUUACGACGUCGAAGAGGAUAGAGCAGCAACGCAGUGCAGAUACACAGAAGAUACGCAAUGAUAAGUCGGUAUCGAAACAAAAUAACAAGACUGUUCCACCUAGGACACGACGACGAUUGACACAACGACGCUCAGCACUGAGUGCCUCCACUCCUAAGAGAGUGGCGACUGAAGUCAUCGAUCUGACUGUAGAAGAUCGUACAAUGAGGGAAAGAAUUGGCUUCACGACGGCCGGGAACAAGGUGAUCGAUCUUACAAAAGACGAUGCCCUGUCAUACGACGACGAAGAAGAAGGAAUGUCCGUAAGAACGACACGAACAGCGGAAAAUGGAAGUAGAGCGAGACGCGCAGCUACCAGACGACCUCAGACAGUAUUGCCUUCGCCCAUUCAUUUCGACGACUUACCAGAGUAUUCGGCUUUCUUCUCUGAUGAUGCGGGUAGUGUGGGUGGGACAGGCGCGGCGGACUGCACAACCAAUACCAGCGACAACUUUGAGGCGGAUAAAAGGACACCUGAUGGGGAGAUAGGCAUUGCCUGCUCGUCCACCACAACACACGACUCACGUCUAUCAACACACGACAUCCCGCACUACGAAUUGCCUUCCCCAUUUCGAAACUCUGAUCCAGACCACGGGGCAGCACCCUUCGACCUUCUACAUCCUACGCCCAAUCAUUCUUUUACCAACUCAACGCCAUCAACAAACGAGACUUUCCGCUCCCCAACACCCACCAUCAACCUAAAUCGUUCCCACUCCCCCCUCUGUACACCCACCCGCCCCUCCAUCGAAGCCCACCUCGCCAUCCACCCCUCCUCCCCACCCAUCCUCCACGCCACAGCCACCUACCUCCACCACUUUUCAGCACGGCAGUCGCGUCUCCAGUCCCGCAUCGCCACACUCCGCUCUAUGGCGCCGACUCUCGACACCCCCAUGGAGCGGAAGUUCAAGACUGUGAUCAAUCUUGCGGUAACUUUGGCAAAUGACUACAUGAUUGCUGAGAUGGCAUUUAGGGAUGUGUUGGAGAUGGGAGGGGAAGGAGACUUGGGGGAGUGUUUAGCGGGUUUGAGGCAGAAGGUUGGGUCUUUGGAUGGAGAGUGUGAAGGGAGAAUGAGGAAGGUGAUGAUGGAGUAG